GUGGACACCCCAGCCCAGACGGAGCACCCACCCCGACACCCCGUCCGCCAUCCGGCCUCACCAUGUCCAAGAAGGGGGCCGGCGGCCGAGCCAAGGGGGACAGGGCAGAGGCUUUCGCGGCGCUCCAGGCGGCCAACGAGGAGCUGCGAGCCAAGCUCACGGACAUCCAGAUCGAGCUGCAGCAGGAGAAGAGCAAGGUGAGCCGAGUGGAGCGCGAGAAGAACCAGGAGCUGCGGCAGGUGCGCGAGCACGAGCAGCACAAGAGCGCCGUCCUGCUCACGGAGCUCAAGACCAAGCUGCACGAGGAGAAGAUGAAGGAGCUGCAGGCCGUGCGCGAGGCGCUGCUGCGGCAGCACGAGGCCGAGCUACUCAGGGUCAUCAAGAUCAAGGACAACGAGAACCAGCGGCUGCAGGCGCUGCUGCACGCCCUGCGGGACGGUGGCCCCGACAAGGUCAAGACCGUGCUCCUGUCCGAGGCCAAGGAGGAGGUCAAGAGGGGCUUCGAGGUGGAGAAGGUCAAGAUGCAGCAGGAGAUCUCGGAGCUCAAGGGCGCCAAGAGGCAGGUGGAGGAGGCGCUGACGCUGGUCAUGCAGGCGGACAAGAUCAAGGCCGCGGAGAUCCGCAGCGUGUACCACCUGCACCAGGAGGAGAUCGGCCGCAUCAAGAAGGAGUGCGAGCGUGAGAUCCGCAGGCUGAUGGAGGAGAUAAAGUUUAAAGACAGAGCAGUCUUCGUGCUGGAGAGAGAGUUAGGGGUGCAAGCCGGGCACGCUCAGAGACUGCAGCUCCAAAAGGAGGCUCUAGAUGAGCAGCUGUCCCAGGUCAGAGAGGCCGACCGGCACCCCGGCAGCCCCAGGCGCGAACUUCCUCAUGCAGGCGGUGCAGGAGACGCCUCAGACCACUCGGGAAGCCCUGAACAGCAGUUGGAUGAAAAGGAUGCCCGGCGCUUCCAACUGAAAAUCGCGGAGUUAAGCGCGAUCAUCCGAAAGCUGGAGGACCGCAACGCCCUGCUGUCGGAGGAGAGGAACGAGCUGUUAAAGCGUCUGAGAGAGGCUGAGAGUCAGUACAAGCCGUUGCUGGAUAAGAACAAACGCCUCACUCGGAAAAAUGAAGAUUUGUCUCACACUCUGCGUCGAAUAGAAAACAAGUUAAAGUUUGUCACCCAGGAGAACAUAGAAAUGAGACAGAGGGCCGGGAUCAUCCGGAGACCCAGCUCCUUAAACGACCUCGAUCAAAGUCAAGACGAAAGAGAAGUUGAUUUCCUGAAACUUCAGAUUGUCGAGCAGCAGAACCUCAUAGAUGAGCUUUCUAAGACCCUGGAAACCGCCGGCUACGUCAAGAGCGUGUUAGAGCGAGACAAGCUGUUGAGAUACCGGAAGCAAAGAAAGAAAAUGGCGAAACUCCCCAAGCCGGUCAUUGUGGAGACCUUUUUCGGUUACGAUGAGGAAGCGUCCCUGGAAUCCGAUGGCUCUUCCGUCUCUUACCAAACGGACCGGACGGACCAGACCCCCUGCACCCCGGACGACGACUUGGAGGAGGGCAUGGCCAAGGAGGAGACGGAGCUGCGGUUCCGGCAGCUGACCAUGGAGUACCAGGCGCUGCAGCGCGCCUACGCCUUGCUGCAGGAGCAGGUCGGAGGGACGCUGGACGCAGAGCGAGAAGUUAAGACGCGUGAGCAGCUCCACGCAGAAGUGCAGCGGGCGCAGACGCGCAUCGAGGACUUGGAGAAGGUGCUGGCGGAGCAGGGGCAGGAUAUGAAGUGGAUUGAAGAGAAGCAAGCGCUGUAUCGGAGAAACCAGGAACUGGUGGAAAAGAUCAGACACAUGGAGGCAGAGGAGGCGCGGCUGAGACACGAGGUGCAGGACGGGAGAGACCAGAACGAGCUGCUGGAGUUCAGGAUCCUGGAGCUCGAGGAGAGGGAGAGGAAGUCACCCGCCAUCAACUUCCACCACACGCCCUUCGUGGAUGGGAAGAGCCCCCUCCAGGUGUACUGUGAGGCCGAAGGCGUGACGGACAUCCUGGUCCCUGAGCUGAUGAAGAAGCUGGACAUCCUGGGGGAUAACGCCGUAAGUAACCUGACCAAUGAGGAGCAAGUGGUUGUCAUACAAGCCAGGACAGUCCUGACCUUGGCCGAAAAGUGGCUGCAGCAGAUCGAGGAGACAGAGUCGGCGCUGCAGCGGAAGAUGGUGGACCUGGAGAGCGAGAAGGAGCUGUUCAGCAAGCAGAAGGGCUACCUGGACGAGGAGCUGGACUACAGGAAGCAGGCCCUGGACCAGGCCCACAAGCACAUCUUGGAGCUGGAAGCCAUGCUGUACGACGCCCUACAGCAGGAGGCCGGGGCCAAAGUGGCCGAGCUGCUGUCGGAGGAGGAGCGGGAGAAGCUCAAGGUGGCUGUGGAGCAGUGGAAGCGCCAGGUCAUGAGUGAGCUGCGGGAGCGCGACGCCCAGAUCCUGCGGGAGCGUAUGGAGCUGCUGCAGGUGGCACAGCAGAGAAUCAAAGAGUUAGAAGAAAGAAUAGAAGCUCAGAAGAGACAAAUAAAGGAACUGGAGGAGAAGCUUUCAUUCUCUGGUCGUAGCCAGUCCCGGCACCCUGACCCGGUGAGUAUCGCUACUGGGCCCGGCCAGGCUCUGCUGCCCGGACGCCCGGCCCGCGCCACCCACAGCCCCCGCAGAGCUCGCCCCGAAAACCAGACGUCCCUGCUGGGGCCCGGACUCAGAGCCUUCUGCUUCCAGAGGCUGCGAGGGGCACUCGCCUUUCUCGAGAGAAAGGGGGCAGGGCCGGCACCGCCCAGUGCAGGACCAGCCGUGUGCGAGGAGCCCAGGGUGGUUUUUCUGCUUCCGGGCCGUCUUGGCAGGAAGCGGUUCCGGCAGAUCGAAGUUGAUCUGUCAUUUUUCUUUGUCCUUUUCUGGGUGGUGCCAAGCACAAGCUGUGUCCAGAGUGCCCUGGUCCCCACGCUGCUGGCUCUCAGGGGCACCGGAGCAGCACCAGGCUGCAGGCCCCGCGAGGAGCCGGCGGCCCCUUUCCUCCGGCGGGACCAGAGAGCAGCAGGCGCUGGCAACAGAUCGGGGCGUGGUGCUGCCAUGCUGAAGCCCCCGGCGGACCUGGUCUCCUCACGCCCGUCCUGCGGAGGAGGAGGGAGAUGGCUCUUCGACGGGGGCGGGCUGUCUGAGCCCCGCCGGCCACUUGGGACGAGCCAGUUAGAACUAGUUUGCUGACUUCUUGGGGCUUCUCUGGGAGAGGCCUCCUUGGCUGCUGAGCCCUGGGGUCCCCCGACAGCAGCUGCCGUCCCGCUGCAGGGACGUGCGGGUUCCCUGCCACGCAGGGCAAGAACCGCUUCUGUGCAGGAGCACCCCUCCCUCUCGGUUUCCACAGCAACCAUCACCGAGUCUGGAGGAAGAUUUUCAGAAACGGCACGGGCUGGUCCCUGGUGACAAGGUGGAGGCUGUGACCUGGGGGUGAUCUCCACCCCUGGAGGGUCCCCGGCACCUCAGUGCCCCAUGCGGUGCCUCGUUGCCGGGCUCCUGGGCGCCCGCUGAUGA
Messenger RNA from Lemur catta (Ring-tailed lemur), 3536 nucleotides. RefSeq names its product Janus kinase and microtubule interacting protein 3 (gene JAKMIP3). NCBI's taxonomy places the organism in Eukaryota, Metazoa, Chordata, Mammalia, Primates, Lemuridae. Gene Ontology annotation, molecular function: kinase binding; microtubule binding. The transcript is spliced from 22 exons. The coding region runs from base 63 to 3212 and encodes 1049 amino acids. The record is from RefSeq and is a predicted model, not a curated record.